AUCAUGGCGAAGAAGCAAAAGCGAGGACCAGCCGCGGCUAAGACCACGACGACGACCAUGCCGGCCAAGAAGAAGUUCGACAAGGGAUGGCAACGCGUCGACCUCAGUGAGCAGCAGAUGGAUGGCUUUGAUGACGGCAACGCUUUCGAGCUGGAAGAGCUCACAGACUACACUUUGGAGGACGAUGGAUUUGGAGGCCGAGUGCUCAUUGCUGGCGCCAACAACCCAUCCGCAUCCAAAAAGGAGAUCAAGGCACCGGCCGACAAAACGUCUGCAGUCAAAGCUGAACCAACGGCCAAGGCCACAGAUAAAGCGGCGACUGUAGCCAAGAACGAAAGCUCAGCCAAGCCCGACAACAAGAAAGCCAAGAAGACCACGACUAGUAAAAGUACCGAGCCAACUGCCGACAACGACACCGCCGUCUCAAAAGUCUCAGUGUCGAUCCUGUCACCUUCCGCCGCAGCAUCGUCGAUCGCCGAGUCUGGCAAGAAGAAGAAGAAGCGAAAACGAUCGAAGAAGGCGACCGCAGACGACCAAGCCACCGACGCAACCGCUUCUGACGACGAGGACGAUGUGAUCGACCAUUCCGCGGCGAUUGCUGCCGCGGCGGAGGAAGCGAUCGCCGUGUUGCCGGCCUGGGCCAAGUUCAAACUGCACCCGACGUUGAAUGCCUCGUUGACCCGCAUGGCGUUCACAGCCCCGACGCUGAUCCAGGCACUGACGUUGACGCCGGCGAUGAUCGAGCAGCGCGACGUGGUAGGGGCGGCUCCCACCGGAUCGGGGAAGACGCUCGCAUUUGGGCUGCCUGUGCUGCAGUACUUGCUCAAAUCAUCAUCCAAUGAACCCCGGGGCAAGUGUCGGGCGUUGAUUCUGACGCCGACGCGCGAACUGGCGAUUCAAAUCGUGAGUCAUUUGCAGGCGCUGAUCCCAGACAAACGGCGCAUCGGCAUCGUGUCGCUCGUAGGGGGCAUGGCCAUCCAGAAACAGCAGCGCCAGCUCUCAUACGGUCCGGAAAUCGUCGUGGCGACCCCCGGACGCCUCUGGGAAGUGAUGGAGUCGGGCGAAACGCAUCACUUUGACACCCUUCAAGACGAUUUGCGCUUUCUAAUCGUGGACGAGGCCGAUCGCAUGCUCCAGCAAGGCAGUUUUCCCCAGCUCGAAACGAUCUUUGAACGUGUCAACAAGGGCAAAGUGCUGUUGGCCCCGAAACAAGAAAACGAAGAUGAUGACGUGGCAAGCGGACAGCAGCUGCCCGUGGAAGCCAGCGUCAUCAUGCUGGACGACGUGCUCAAGCAACAUGCCAACAACAACUCCGAUCAAGCUGCAGCCUCCACCGACGACGACGCGACGCCGACCUCCCCUCCCCCAAAAAAGUUUUUGCGCCAAACAUUUUUGUUUUCGGCCACCAUGACGUUGAAAAAUGCGGGACGAUACCAAACCAAAAAGACAAAGAACCCCACGGCACUGACCAUGCUGGAAAGCAUCAUGAAGCGAAUUGGGCUGCGCGGCAAGCCCGCGGUCGUGGACUUGAGUGCCAAGGAAUCCAACGCCGCCACGAAAUCAUCGACCACGGACGCCCCUGCCAAGGUGCCACGUGGCGGUGCCGAAGUGACGUUGCCAGAUGGCCUUGAAUUGGCCCAAGUCGAAUGCCUCGACGAACACCGGAACAACGUGUUGUACUACUUCUUGACUCAAUACCCGGGCCGUACAAUUGUAUUUUUGAACGCGAUUUCGGGCGUCCGCAAACUGGCGGGGGUGCUGCAUCUGCUCAAGAUGCCCGUGUUUGCCUUGCAUGCGGAAAUGCAGCAAAAGCAACGCCUAAAAAAGCUAGACCAAUUCCGCGCCCACGAAAAAGGCAUAUUGAUUGCCACUGACGUGGCGGCACGAGGGCUCGACAUUCCGUCCGUCGACUACGUCGUCCACUACCACAUUCCCCGCUCCGCCGAAACGUUUGUCCAUCGCAGUGGGCGCACCGCCCGCGCAUCCAAGCACGGGUUGAGUAUCUCGUUUGUCGCUCCUAUUGAUGCGAAAUACCACGCGCAAAUUUGCAACGUGUUGCAUCGUCCGUCGGGCUUUUCCAUGUUUCCAGUGGACCACAAGUACGUGAAUAUAUCAUAUCCUCCUGCCCUUUGUCCUCCGAUGGAUGAUAUAUGAAAUCAAAUAUAAAUAUAUAUGAGAUGGACUGAAGUACGAUGGAAAGGAUUAUUUUUAUCAAUCAUUUUUGCUAAAACUUGGGAGUAUUUACGUUAUCUUUUUGUCCAAUCAUAUUGCUUUGCUCGGUUUUCAACAAUCCCCCCAACAUGGGCAAAUUUGUCGAAACGCACCAUACAGUUUUUGCCGUUAAUCAAAGAACGGGUCAAGCUGGCAGAAAGCAUCUUUGCCACGGACAACAACGACAACAAGCAAAAGAGCGAGGCCACGUGGUUCCAUCAGAUGGCCGAAGCCGCCGACUUGCCGUUUGACGACGACAUGCUCGAGAUCGCGCCGUCGAAAGACAAGGGCAAAGUGAACAACCAGCGCAUGGAACUGCACCACUUGCUCCUUGAGCCCCUGCGGCCCAUCGGGUCCAAGCGCAAGUUCUACCGACUGCACGAGGACAUGAACAGCAACAAGAUCUCUCACGACGGAGAGUACAGCUCCCGCGACGCCACCGCCGACCUCAUGCAGAAGUCCAAGAAACACUCGCUCAAGCGAUUUCGAAAGAGAUAAUUUAACUGUAAGAAUGUUCCCACAACUAUUGUGCUUUCGAG
Molecule: messenger RNA, 2750 nt
Organism: Aphanomyces astaci
Lineage: Eukaryota; Oomycota; Saprolegniomycetes; Saprolegniales; Verrucalvaceae
Exons: 7
Coding region: 4-2154 (716 amino acids)
Cellular component (GO): nucleolus
Molecular function (GO): RNA helicase activity; nucleic acid binding; ATP binding
Source: RefSeq, a predicted model, not a curated record